This is a messenger RNA of Brassica napus (rape), 2814 nucleotides long. Its product is annotated as pollen-specific leucine-rich repeat extensin-like protein 3. The transcript has a single exon. The record is from RefSeq and is a predicted model, not a curated record. The coding region runs from base 133 to 2532 and encodes 799 amino acids. Gene Ontology annotation, molecular function: protein binding. NCBI's taxonomy places the organism in Eukaryota, Viridiplantae, Streptophyta, Magnoliopsida, Brassicales, Brassicaceae.
GGGAAAGAAUGUUUGGUAAUGCAGAAAUGAAAAUCGUUUGGUGUUAUUAAUAAUAAACUUUCGGUGUCGUCAUACUUCCAUGCCCAUAUCUAUAAGCAGCCUUGGUUCUUUUCCAAGGUUUUGAUCAAAGCCAUGACUAAACCUCCUCCAUUUUCUCUCCCGGCUUUUGACUGCUUCCUUUUGUUCUUCUUCUUCUUCUCCUUCUCAUCCGUUGUUUUAGCACUCACGGACGCAGAAGCCUCAUUCAUUGCGCAACGACAGCUCUUGACAUUACCCGAGGAUGGCGAUCUUCCAGAAAAUAUUGAGUAUAAGGUCGAUAUCAAGUUGACAUUUCCGAAUCAGAGGCUUAAGAGAGCUUAUAUCGCUCUACAAGCAUGGAAAAAAGCUGUCUAUUCAGACCCAUUUAACACCACGGGGAACUGGCAUGGUCCGCACGUGUGUGACUAUACAGGCGUGGUCUGCGCACCAGCACUUGAUGAUCCUAACAUCGCAGUUGUGGCAGGGGUAGAUCUUAACGGUGCAGAUAUUGCUGGACAUUUACCAGCUGAGCUUGGUUUAUUGACGGAUGUGGCUAUGUUCCAUUUGAAUUCGAACCGGUUCUGUGGUAUCAUCCCCAAAAGUGUCAGUAGGUUGAAGCUAAUGCAUGAGUUCGAUGUCAGUAACAAUCGGUUUGUUGGACCUUUCCCUUCUGUCGUCCUCUCGUGGCCGGCUGUUAAGUUCAUCGACGUAAGAUUCAACGAUUUUGAAGGAAAAGUUCCUCAGGAGCUUUUCAAGAAGGAUCUUGAUGCGAUUUUCUUGAAUAACAACAGAUUCACUUCCACCAUUCCUGAGUCACUCGGAGAAUCCUCAGCCUCUGUCGUGACCUUCGCUCACAACAAUUUCAACGGUUGUAUUCCUAAAAGUAUUGGAAACAUGAAAAAUCUUAACGAAAUCAUCUUUAAGGAUAACAAACUUGGAGGUUGUUUUCCGUCAGAGAUCGGAAAGCUAGCCAAUGUGAACGUUUUUGACGCUAGCAUGAACUCAUUCACCGGUGUUUUACCACAGAGUUUUGUGGGGCUUAUUGGAGUAGAAGAGAUUGAUAUCUCUGGGAAUAAACUCACCGGGUUUGUGCCGGAGAAUAUAUGCAAGUUACCUAAGUUAAAUAACUUGACCUAUGCAUACAAUUACUUCAAUGGACAAGGUGAUAUGUGUGUCCCAGGUAGUCAGAAGGAUAUUGCAUUUGAUGAUACACGUAACUGCUUGCGAGAUAGGCCUAAACAACGGUCGGCAAAGGAAUGUGCAGUAGUGAUUAGUCGUCCUGUUGACUGUAGUAAGGACAAGUGCGCUGGUGGUGGUGGUUCUAGUCCCACUACACCGUCAAAGUGGACACCACCAUCACGGGUGCCAACUAGGCCGGUACGCAAACCACGACCAUCAAAAGAAUCACCAAAACCAAAUGCCCCACAGAAUCAGUCUCCUGUGAAUUUUAAACGUAGCCCACCUCCACCAAUUGUUCUUUCUCCUCCUCCCUCACCGCUAGUGCAUUCUCCACUACCACCAGUCCAUUCUCCACCACCACCGGUCCAUUCUCCACCACCACCACCGGUGCAUUCACCACCACCACCGGUUCAUUCUCCACCACCACCGGUUCAUUCACCACCACCACCACCACCACCACCAGUGCCUUCUCCACCACCACCGGAGCCUUCUCCGCCACCACCGGUGCAUUCUCCGCCACCACCGGUCCAUUCACCACCACCACCGGAGCCUUCUCCGCCACCACCGGUACAUUCUCCUCCACCACCGGUCCAUUCACCACCACCACCGGUCCAUUCUCCACCACCACCAGUCCAUUCUCCUCCACCACCACCGGUCCAUUCUCCUCCACCACCGGUCCAUUCACCAUUACCACCCGUCUAUUCUCCACCACCACCGGUCUAUUCUCCUCCACCACCGGUCCAUUCACCACCACCUCCUGUGCAUUCACCACCACCACCUCCUGUGCAUUCACCACCACCACCGGUGCAUUCACCACCACCACCACCACCUGUCCAUUCUCCACCACCACCUGUCCAUUCUCCACCACCACCAGUCCAGUCUCCACCACCACCGGUCUAUUCUCCACCACCACCACAUGUCUAUUCACCACCACCGCCGGUCCAGUCUCCACCACCGCCGGUCUAUUCUCCACUACUACCGCUGGUCCAUUCACCUCCACCACUGGUCCAUAAACCGCAAACACCAAACGAGUCACCCGAACCAAAUGACCCAUUUGAUCAGUCUCCAGUGAAGUUCAGGCGUAACCCGCCUCCGCCACAACAAUCACACCCAGUGGAUUCUUCUCCGUCUCCCUUUCACUCUCCUCCACCACCUAUAUAUUCUCCGCCGCCAGCACCGGUCCAAUCUCCACCAGAAACACCGGUCAACUCUCCUCACCCACGAGCACCUACACGGACAGUGGAAGCACCACUUCCAAGUGAAGAAUUCAUCAUGCCAACAAUCAUUGGCCACCAAUAUGCAUCGCCCCCACCUCCAAUGUUUCCGGGCUACUAAUAUUAGAGAGACACAAGUUGAUCUUGUGAAUCACGUCGUGAGAAAAGAAAAGAAAACCGGAAAAAGAUGAGGUAAGACAGAAGAAGAACAAAGAAGGAGGCAAUGUAUCGUAGUGGCAUUAACUCCUUACAAGGAAUUGUAUAAUGUUUGUGUAGUAACAGUUCAGAACUUUUUUUGGUCCAUGAAAGAUUUUUACAAUUUUUUUUGGUAAACUGUUAAAUUAUACCAAUUUUUGAAUUUGUGACUCAUUACGUGAACAAAAUGUGGAAUGCGAUAACGAAA